Orbicella faveolata is the source of this 2453-nucleotide messenger RNA. RefSeq lists its product as uncharacterized. The record is from RefSeq and is a predicted model, not a curated record. Gene Ontology annotation, biological process: signal transduction. Gene Ontology annotation, molecular function: protein binding. NCBI's taxonomy places the organism in Eukaryota, Metazoa, Cnidaria, Anthozoa, Scleractinia, Merulinidae.
AACUUUUCGGGACCUUCGAGAAACGGGCCCCAGGACUCUACCCGUACCCCCAGGAAUUGUAGGAAAAGGCAAAAAUCCCAAGGAAUGGGGCUGAGUUUUGGUUUCUUCUUUCUUACAGCCGACCGAGUCCACCUAAGGCGAACCUUAGGUUCAAUCACCAGCCGCUGUUCGGGAAAGGAGCCCGCGCUCCUCCCCUGGACGCAGACCAGACACGAGAGAGCGGCGGAAAUGGAGCCUAUGAACAAGCUCCUAAAUUCCUGGUCAUGAAGCGACCAGAGCUAUUAAACAGAGAGCGUGUUCACAGGUUAACUUUCUUUCAGAUGACGAUGCUCUUUGUUGCAGUUUACAAGGGAUGUGAAAUUGUUGUUUCAUACGUGGGUUGAAUGGAUCACAACUUCGCAUGGCGACAGUCAGAGGAUGUUGGCCUAACAGUCACUGUGUUGGACUUGAGCAUUCCAGGACUAAAGGUUCAAAGUCAAGAAAUGAAACCAAAUUGAACAUAACUCUGGCCUCAGAUGAUGAGGGUUGGAACAGAACUGUGAAUGGGCAACUAGUAAUUGAAUUAGGCAGGAAUACCAGAUUGAACGUGACAGGAUUUGUACCUAAAAACACCCAUCAACAGAGAGAACAUGCCAGGAGUUUAAAUAUUGAGCUUGUUGAUGCAAAGGAUCACACAGGAUUUUCCUCAUCAGAGCUGCUCUCUUUCCCCCCUGAGAGUCUUGAAAUUGACAUUCUAUUGAUUCAUGCUCAUGGGCAAGACCUUGGGCGGCAGGCGCAAAGUAUAAAGGAAGCCAAGAAAUGUAAGUGGGUGCAGGUUGUACACACAGACAGUCAUUGGGAAGAACUUUAUGAAGGACAACCUAGACUUCAGACAUUGUGUGAAAAGGCUGAUUUUAUAAUUACAGUUGGUCCAAAAGUUGCAGACACUUGCAAACGUGCUCUGCGCUCCUCUGAAAAGCAUGUCUUUGACUUAACACCGGGUGUUUUUGAAGACCUAAGUGGUGUUCGUCAGUUGUAUGGAGAUUUGAGUACAUUUCAUGUUUUGUUGAGUGGCUCAUCAAAAUAUUUUAAACUCAAAGGAUGUGACAUUGCAGCUAAAGCAAUCAAGUUACUAAAUACACCAUCAGCAUCUUAUCACCUUACAGUUAAUGUGAAGCCCUGCGACAAUCCAGAAGAGGUAAGAAAGGCCUUACUCGGUGAGGGCCUUGACUCUCGUCAACUCACUGUAAGAGUGUCUGAUAGCCAUGACGAUUGGCGCAAAAUGCUCUGUGAAGCAGAUCUUGCUAUUAAACCAUCAAGAAAUGAAGGUUUUGGAAUCAGUGGUCUUCUUGCUAUUUCAGCAAACUUACCUGUUCUCGUAAGUGAAUACAGCGGACUUGGUAUUGCCCUUAAGAAUAUACCACUUAGAAAUAGCAGUGUUGUGGCUUCUGAUGACCCUGAGGUGUGGGCUGACAGGAUAAAGCAGAUCAGAGCAAAGACCUCAGAAAUCCGCCAUGCAGAAGCUGUGAAACUGAGAGAAGCAUACAUGCAGCAGUUCAGUUGGAAGGAUCAGUGUGACAAACUGGUGGAGGAAUUGUUCAGGAUAGUCCCACAAGAGUGUGGUAUGUACAUGUUCUGAGUUCAAUGUGUAAGACCUGAUGGUAAGGUUGUCAAUACCAACUGUAAUAUUGUAGGUGGUGUCAGGAAUUUCACAUGUUGAUAGAUAUAUUUUGGCAGUGUAGACUGUUCACAGCCCUCUGUUUUUAUUCAAUCAUUGAACGUGCAGAUAGAAUCACAAGAGAUCUGGACGCCAGUGCAAAGCAGAAGACUUGACUGGGUAGGGGUGGGGACUGACAUAUAUAGAGAGACUGUAGACAUCUUUGGAAAAAGUGAAUUCCCCGUUUCUCCAGAAACAAAAAAUUCCCAUUGGUUGAAAGGCAACAAUAGUGUCAUCACCUUGACAAUGGCUGAUCAUGAUUGGGUCCAGACUGUUUUUGCGGCUUGCAACAAUAAUUAUUGUCAUCACUGACACAUGCCAUGAUUUGUAUUGAAGCGGUUAUUUUUAAAAUAGAAUACUGUUAAGAGAAAUUUCAACAUUUCUUCACUCAAAGGUGAACAGAAAGAGGCUACUGUUCAUCUUCUUCAGUCAAAAGACAUUGUUGCAAUUUUGCUGACCAGCUUUGAAGAAAGUCUGAUGUAUCAACUCUGCGCAACAGCAAAAGAAAUGCAAAUGGUGUGAAUAUUGUUGUUCUCAUUGUUUUGCCACUCAAAAGCAUCAUGAAAGAUCAAAUAGAAGAGAUGGAAGAGCUUAGGAUUCCUUACAUCAUUUUUGUCAACUAAGGACAACUGCUUCUGCUGAUUGGAGAAGCGAAAUACAAGCUUGUUUUCGGAAAACAGCUGAAGAGAUUUUGUAUGCAACAUUUUAAAACAUGUUAUAGAACAGAGAUUCUCUGCUCAUUGUAGUUGACGAGUGC